Messenger RNA from Conger conger (European conger), 3643 nucleotides. RefSeq names its product protein jagged-2. Gene Ontology annotation, cellular component: membrane. NCBI's taxonomy places the organism in Eukaryota, Metazoa, Chordata, Actinopteri, Anguilliformes, Congridae. Bases 157 to 2427 code for a protein of 756 amino acids. The record is from RefSeq and is a predicted model, not a curated record. The transcript is spliced from 14 exons. Gene Ontology annotation, molecular function: calcium ion binding. Gene Ontology annotation, biological process: axon guidance; multicellular organism development; cell communication.
CUUACUGACCAUAUUUACCCAAAUAUGCGGGCUGUCACUUAAAGUCCGGUGGGAUGAGAAGGUCUCGGGAAAGCUGAGUUCGGCGGAGCGGGAGUCGGAGUAACAAGGGGGUAAAAACACGCACGUGUCCCCCGCAGCGAAAGUGCUCGAAAUCAAAUGUCACGAGAGGGAGAGACGGAGAAAGACGACGAGGAGGGGAAAACGUGGAGGGACAGCCGGACGAAGAGCUCCGCGAUGACGGACCAGGGACUGGGACAGCAGUGGCCCGUGAUUUUCCUGCUGGCACUCACCCUGCAGUCACAGGUGGUGUGUGCAGUGGGCUUGUUUGAGGUGCAGAUCCGGCAGGUGCAGAACUCCCAGGGCCUGCUGCAGAAUGGAGAGUGCUGUGACCUCCCGUCCAGCGGAGGGCAGCGCUGCUCCUUCACUGACCAGUGCGACACCUUCUUCCGCGCCUGCUUGAAGGAGUACCAAGCCCGGGUGGCGCCCACUGGCAGCUGCACCUUCGGCUCUGGCAGCACCGCCGUUCUGGGCGGCAAUUCCUUCUCCCUGCGUCACCGUGGCCACGGAGGGGGCGGAGCCGGAGCAGGGGGCGGAGCCGGGGCAGGGGGCGGAGCCGAGGACCGGAGCAGUGGAAGCAUUGCCAUUCGCUAUAAGUUUGCUUGGCCGAAAUCCUUCUCCUUGGUGCUUGAGGCUCUAGACUAUGACAACGACACCUCAGAGCCAGGGCAGCAGGUCAUUGAGCAGGUGCUGCUUUCCUCCAUGCUGAACCCUGGGGAGCAGUGGCAGACCUUCAAGCACCACGGCCGUCACCUGAGUCUGGAGUACCAACUGCGUUUCCGCUGUGAAUGGAACUACUACGGGCCCUUCUGCAACAGGUUCUGCCGGGGCCGCGAUGACUUCUUCGGCCACUACGUCUGCGACGCUGCGGGGCGCAAGGCCUGCAUGGAGGGCUGGACCGGCCCCGAGUGUCAGCAGGCGGUGUGCAGGCAGGGCUGCCACCUGGCUCACGGCUCCUGUACCGUACCCUCGCAGUGCACGUGUCAGUACGGCUGGCAGGGCCCCCUCUGUGACCAGUGUGUGACGUUUCCCGGGUGUGUCCAUGGCAGCUGUACCGAACCGUGGAAGUGUGUGUGUGACACCAACUGGGGCGGCCUACUCUGUGACAAAGACCUCAAUUACUGCGGCACCCACCAGCCCUGCAAGAACGGGGGCACCUGCGCCAACACAGAACCUGACGAGUACCAGUGCGUGUGCCAGGAGGGCUUUCGGGGUCGUAACUGUACCAUCGUGGAGCACGCCUGCCUCUCGGGCCCCUGUCUUAACGCCGGGACCUGCGUGGAGGACAACACAGGCUUCAGCUGUGUCUGCGCUCACGGCUGGACCGGACACGACUGCGCCGCCGCAGUGGAGCAGUGUGCCUCCAGCCCGUGCGCACAGGGGUCGACGUGUCUGGAGCAGCCAGAAGGGUUCCAGUGUGUGUGCGCGCCCGGGUGGUCCGGCAGAACCUGCCAACUGGAUAUCAACGAAUGCGAGGCGGAGCUGUGUGUCAAUGCCCAAGGGUGCCGCAACCUGAUUGGUGGAUACCUUUGCCAAUGUCUGCCGGGAUGGACCGGGCUGAACUGCGACAUUGCUAACGGCAGCUGCCAGGGGAGGUGUCUCAACGGGGGGAGCUGUGAGGAGAGUCUGUCAGGGUUCCAGUGCCACUGCUUGCCAGGUUUCUCUGGGAAGUACUGCCAGAACGAGCCCAGGGCCUGUGACAGCGGCCCCUGCCUGCACGGAGGACAGUGUGUGGAGGAGGAAGGGGGAGCCAUGCUGUGCCACUGCUCAUUGGGCUACACGGGCCCACGCUGCGAGGUCGUGGACUUCUGCAACCCCAACCCCUGCCACCAGGGAGUGCCCUGUCGGAGCACCGAGGGAGGGUACUUGUGUGCCUGCCCGGAAGGUUACCAUGGCAACGAAUGCAUGAGCCUUAAGGAUACCUGCCAUGGACAGCAGUGUACAGGCGCCAUGUCAGGCCCCGCGGGGGGUGGCGUCAGCAUGUACACGGUGCUGCUGGGGGUGCUGGUGCUGCUGGCGGUGGGCGUGUGCGUGGGCUGCGGACUGCUCCUGUCCCGGCUGUGCAGACAGAGGCGCAAGCAGGAGCCGCAGAGGACAGGGCCCGAGGCGGGCAUCAACAACCAGCGCGAGUUCGUCACCCUCAUCCGCAACCUGGACCGGCCCUCGCCCCUGCCGCCGGCCCGGCCUGCCUCCCCCGCCCCCUGCCGCUGCGAGGAGAUCGAGCUGACCCUGCCCCCGGCCCCCGUCUCCUCCUCCGCCCCCGUCCCUGCCCUCAAACCCGCCCACGCCCCCAAAACCGACAUCUCCAACCGCGAGAGGGAGAAGCUUAACCGCUUCCACUACCCCGACAACCAGGAGCUGGAGGUGUGACGCCGUAACCCCCUGACCUCUCACCUUUGACCUCUGGCCUGGCCUGGGCUGAGAGCAGGGCCUUUGUCACAGAGGAGAGGUGUGGUCCCGAUGGGGACUAGUCCCUGGCCUGAGCUGGAAAGGUUGUUGUUCCGCCGGGCACCCAGCCAUUUGAUCUCCCCCCCUGCUCCUAUCCCCUCCCCUCCUGCACGCUGUAAUUACCAGUUGCUGGAAAGUCUUGUUCUGAACUCUGACCCCUGCCCCCUCAUGUGGUCUGCCCCGAGGCCCUGGUGAACGCACACUUACACUCUGCUCUCUGAGACUCACCCAUUAUCACCCUCAUUUCUGGAUCUUUUUUUUUUGGGGGGGGGGUGGGUUGCUCUCAUUACCCUGCCCCAGAUUAACUGAACCUCCAUCCCCCCAGUUGCUCGAGGGAGAUUGAUAGGAGCGGAAGGGAGGAGUACCAACCUGUUUUUAAUUUCACUGAGAUAUUUUCCUCAUCCAUUCAGCAGAAGAAAGAAGCAAUUGUUUGCCAUUAUUACUGUGCGUGUGUGAGUGUGUGUGAGUGUGUGUGAAAGCACAGGACAUGCUGUGUUUUAACGGGGCGAGGCUGGACCCCAUUUCAGACUCGCCAGAGUCUCCGCUGUGACCCAGUGUAUCCUGGAGUCAUGUGACCUGGUGGAGCAGGAUGUGCUACUAAAUGCUGUCGUCACGUGAUCUUGUGGAACGGGGUGUGACUGCUGAACCCCGAGUCAUAUGACCUGAUGGAACGGGAAGUGACUGCUGAACCCUGGAUCCAUGUGACCUGGUGGAGCAGGAACUGAACCCUGUCUAGCUGAGGAUUCUACUGGCGAAAGGUAUACACUCGCACGGCGGCCAUGGACACGUGAACAAACCAAGGGGUGACAAACAGAAAAGAUGGAAUAAACUCAAUGUUCGAGUGAGGGUUUCAGAGCAAACAUCAGAGAAAGGAAGACUACUACAGACCAGUGAAAGACUGAGCUGUGGAAAUGUGUCAGAGGUUGUUGAAGAUGUAUGGUUUUGAUACAUGUUUGUAAAUAUCACUAUUGUAUAUAUGCUGUAUAUAUUGGUAUUAUCUCUUAAUAUUUUGUACCGUUGAUUGUCCCAGAACGUCACCAAUUUUACUUGGUCUUCUUUUUAAUCCUCUCUCCUAUAAUUAAAUGGUGGCUGAGCAAGUCUGGACUGUUCUGUAAUUAAAGUGCAUUGAUUGCCAAAA